GACGAUCCUUAUCUAGAAAACCAUAGAAGGGAUCUUGUCAUCAAUGCAGCUCGCCAUCUGGACAAAGCCAAGAUGAUACGCUUUGAAGAACACACAGGGUACAUGUUUUCUACAGAUAUGGGAUGUAUUGCCAGCAAUUUCUAUAUCAAAUAUGACACAGUGGAGGUAGGUUGCUGUUUUAUUUUUGUUCAUGAGGAUGACAAUGAAUUUUUUUUUGGGCGGAGGGGGGGAAGGGAAAG
This is a messenger RNA of Candidula unifasciata, 239 nucleotides long. The record is from the annotation of a GenBank genome assembly. NCBI's taxonomy places the organism in Eukaryota, Metazoa, Mollusca, Gastropoda, Stylommatophora, Geomitridae.